GCAUUUGAACUGCCUGGCGGGUGCCGGUCAUGGCGGCGUCACUCCCGCUACCCGCGAGUGGGCUCUUCCGAACGUACGGGGCAGCCGGCGGCGGGGGGCCGCGGCGGCGGCCGGGCCUGGCAGCCGUACAGUGGUUCCCGCCGCAGGACCGGAAGCGUUUCUUCAGCAGCAGUAGCAGUGACGCCAGCAGUGGCGGCCCCUCGCAGUCUGUCGUCUCCGACGAUCCUGACGACCCCGACUUCCCCGGCAGCCCGGUGGGUCAGCGGAGGAGGCGCGCUGGCGCCCGACUCGCCAAGGGCCGGCCGAGUCAGAUCGCGACCCCGAGACGCCUGAGGCUGCGACCGCGGUGCCCGCAGAAGUGCAGCACCCCCUGCGGCCCUCUAGGAGCGCCAUCCUUUCCCAACGGCAACCCGGGCUGCCUGAGCCCGGACAUCAGUGUGUGCGGCCAGCCCAGGGACGGCGGCGAGCUGGGCACCAGUGCCUCCCUGUUCAGCUCUCCGGCCUCUCCCGGCCCCGGGUUCCCUGCGCCAGAAGACAGCAUCUGUACCGACCCUUCCACCUUUCUGGAUGCAGCCUCAGAAGCUCCGAGCAACUUCCAUCUCCCAGAAGCCUCCCUGGACCAGGCACCCCUCCCCUGUUCCCAGGACGCAGCGAUAGGAGGAGGCAGGCUCACCAGGUUGGCCCACCAAGCCCAGGCCAGCCUCAGGUCAGCUCUCUUUAGCUUUUUGGACUCAGGAAAUCCUGAGGAUUCUGAGCUUGGGACAGAUGGGAAGAAUUUGCAGGAGUUUUGCCAUGACAGGGAACUGGUGGGGAGGAGGCUGGAGAGCCCAGGUUUAUCAGGCAGGUGUAAGAAGAGGUCCACAGACCAGGACUCUUGUCAAGAGAUUGAGUCUCAAGAGUCUGUCCAGAUAGAAUACGAGGAGGCCCGUGGGUGCAAGGGCAGAAUCGCACCUGGGAAAAGCAACUGGCCUGAGAGAACCAGGCUAAGCCGAAAAAGGAAGCAUCAAGGGACAGCAGAAACCUCCCUCCUCCAUCACCGCCAGGUUACAAAAGGCCAAAAGAUGGAAGACGAUUCUUGUGUCACCCAGGACCUGACUCGUUUACAGAAUGCCUGCUCUUGGACCAAAACCAGAGCCUCUUUCAGUUUCCACAAGAAGAAGAUCGUGACAGCUGUGUCUGAAGUGUGCAGCUGCAACACCCUGGCCAGUUCUCUGUCUGAGUCCCUCAUGUCAGAAUAUUCACACCACCCUGUUGGGAACAGAACAAGCUGUGCUCUGUCCCCCUGGCACUCCUCCUCUAUGUAUUUGCUAACCCCCUUAAAGACACAGCAGGUCACAGACAAAAAGACAUGUGAUGCAGAAAAGCUUUAUGGGGAAUGCAAUCAGGUGGGUCCCAUCCCCUUCAGCGACUACCUCUCCAAAGAAAAACUAGAAUGCUGUGAGAAGAUCGGAGAAGGGGUGUUUGGCGAAGUGUUUCAAACAGUUGCUAACCACACACCUGUGGCCCUAAAAAUCAUUGCUAUCGAAGGACAGGACUUAGUCAAUGGAGCUCACCAGAAAACUUUUGAGGAAAUCCUGCCAGAAAUCAUCAUCUCCAAAGAGCUGAGCCUCUUGUCUGAUGAGGCAUGCAACCGCACAGAAGGCUUCAUUGGGCUGAACUCGGUACACUGUGUUCAAGGUUCUUACCCUCCCUUGCUCCUCCAAGCCUGGGAUCACUAUCACUCAACCAAAGGGUCUGCAAACGACCGGCCUGACUUUUUUGGGGAAGACCAGCUCUUCAUCGUGCUGGAAUUUGAGUUUGGAGGGAUCGACCUAGAGCAAAUGAGAAAGAAGCUGUCCUCCAUUGCCACUGCCAAGAGCAUUCUGCACCAGAUCACUGCCUCCCUUGCCGUGGCCGAGGCCUCUCUGCACUUUGAGCACCGAGACUUGCACUGGGGGAACGUGCUCUUAAAGAAGACCAGCCUCAAAGAGCUCCACUACACCCUCAACGGAAAGACGAGCUCCAUCCCCACCCGAGGGCUGCAAGUCAACAUCAUCGACUACACCCUGUCCCGCUUGGAGCGGGAUGGGAUUGUGGUUUUCUGUGACAUCUCCAGGGACGAGGACCUGUUUAUGGGAGAAGGUGACUACCAGUUUGAGAUCUACAGGCUGAUGAGGAAAGAAAACAACAACUGCUGGGGUGAAUAUCACCCAUAUAACAACGUGCUCUGGCUACAUUACCUCACAGAUAAGAUCCUGAAUCAGAUGACCUUCAAGUCCAAACAUAACACCCCAGCCUUGAAGCGAAUGAAGAAACAGAUCCAGCAUUUCUAUCAGACUAUGCUGAACUUCAGCUCUGCCACGGACCUGCUCUGCCAGCACAGUCUAUUUCAGUAAGCCGUGGGUUCCGACCACCCCAAAGGAGAGGGCGUGGGACUGGAAGCCCCUGAUUCUGUUUUUAACCUUUGUCCCCACAGCAGGGUGGGAUUCCUGCUCUUACAAGUUUCCAAUCAGCUGUUCAAACAAGAAUUUUGUCUCCAAGUUGGAAUUGAAAUUUUUAAACUUAACAAAUAUUCUUUAAAAAUAAACUAUAUGUGAGAACACCGUUUACAACUGAAAAGCCCUUUUUCUGUCAGCAGACUUCAUUUUGUAAAUUUCUUUCCACAGUUUCCUUUUUGAGCUUUGACACUUUGUGUAACCUGAACAGAAAAAAGGAAAAUCAGGAACACCCAAGGCCUCAGCUGUCACACUGCUAAGAGCCUGUUGCUGUAGGUGUCAUAAGGCUGGCUUUGGGAACCACAUUACAGAUGAGUCAACCAAGAGCAAAGAGGCUGUACCAGAGCAGAGUCCCGGGCGUACAGACUGGGAGACGAGGAAGAGAAGAUGGUAGACGAUUUAUAGGGAGAAGUGCCACGUGUUUAUCAGUCUCAUUUGCUGAUCACAGAGAAGCAGAAUUUAUCCAUAAUUUUCAAAAGGAAAAUAAAUGUGUCCGUGGCUACUAAAAA
Cervus elaphus (red deer) is the source of this 2983-nucleotide messenger RNA. RefSeq names its product histone H3 associated protein kinase (gene HASPIN). Gene Ontology annotation, cellular component: cytoplasm; nucleus. The transcript has a single exon. Gene Ontology annotation, biological process: mitotic cell cycle; protein phosphorylation; intracellular signal transduction. Bases 30 to 2375 code for a protein of 781 amino acids. Gene Ontology annotation, molecular function: ATP binding; histone H3T3 kinase activity. NCBI's taxonomy places the organism in Eukaryota, Metazoa, Chordata, Mammalia, Artiodactyla, Cervidae. The record is from RefSeq and is a predicted model, not a curated record.